UUUUUUUUUAAUCUUAUACUAUCAAAAUAAUGACAGAUAGUAUAUUAAUACGUACAUGUCUAUCUAGUGCUUUAGCACUUAUAUCAUGUACAAGCGCAUUUGUACUGUCACUUCAGCGUGUUCAUCUACACAAGACACAAAAAAAGGAUCCUGCACCACUUCGUUUCGAUCAAGAUCGCGAUUUAACUGUUCUAAUAUCAAACGACACAAAUCGACUAACAAGAACUACAUUCAGUACUUCUAUUCUAUUAAUUUUAUCUGCUUUGAGUCUUUAUGAUAAUGUUAUUGUUCAACAUCCCGAGAAUUGGUUAACAACUGUUUCUGCAUGCAUUCAGCUUAUUACCUGGCUGUAUACUUUUGUGCUGGUGCUUGUUUCUCAUCGCUACAAAUUUCCUAACAAAUGGGGAUGGAUUCUGAACGUUCAUUUAUGUAUCUUAUAUACCUCUGCGUGGUGCAUUUCGGUCUAUGACUUGUAUGAAGCCUAUACUUUAAAUCCUACUGAUAGCUGGCUUCAUAUGCUACCUUAUACUUUAACUUUCUUUUUAAGUACAGAUCUUGUUUACACAACCGCUACAGCACAACGUGGUCAACCAUUCGUAGAUGAGCAUGGUAAACAAGUAGCAAACAUUAAUGUAGCCUCUAUUUUUUCGAUUCUUUAUUUUCAAUGGGCUACCCCUUUAAUUAAAACUGCUUAUAAAAACAAAAAGUUGACAGAAGAAGAUUUGCCUAUUUUACCUCCUCUUUUCAGAGGUUAUAACCUUUAUUACAUCUUUGGUUCUUCGCGAGGAAAUAGCUUACUUAAACGUAUUUAUAGAGCAAAUAAGAAAGCUAUUAUCAUUCAAGUUAUUCUAGCUUUUAUUACUUCUUGUUUAUAUUAUGUGCCCGCUUAUUUCGUUAAUCAGCUUUUAUUGUUGAUUCAAAGUAUAAAUCAUGGUCAAGAUAGAGGACUCAUUGAAAAAGGUUUUGUUACUGUUAUUAGCUUAGGUGCUUCUAUUUUUAUUUUAGGUAUCCUUACUGGUCAACUAUGGUAUUAUGCUUCUUCUUCUGUUCAAGUACGUAUUAAAGCAAUGUUAAAUAUCGAAAUUUAUCGCAAAACUUUACGUCGUCGUGACUUGGCUGUGGCUUCACCCAAAUUUGAUGAUGAUGAAAAUAUGAAAAAUAACGAGGAUAAUAAGGAAAAUUCAAGUGAAGUUAAACCAAAAGAAGAUGCAAGUUCGUCUACUGGUAUGAUUGUCAACUUGAUGAGUACAGACUCCAACCGUAUCUCAGAAUUUAGUGUAUGGUGGUUCUCCGUUAUAUCCGCUCCUGUUGAGUUAGUGGUUGGUAUUUAUUUUUUAUACAAACUGUUGGGUAAAUCAUGUUUUCUGGGCCUUUUGGCAAUGAUCGUCGUCUUGCCUAUAAACCAUUAUAAUGCUAAAAUCUUUGCUAAAACUCAAGACAAACUAAUGGAAUCGCGUGAUAAGCGUGUUUCCCUUAUGAAUGAAGUCCUUCAAGGCAUUCGACAAAUUAAAUUUUUUGCUUGGGAAACAAAUUGGGAAAAACGUAUUAUGGAAGCAAGAGAAGUUGAACUUCAUCAUUUGGGUAUCACCUAUUUAUCAGAUGUUUUGUUUACCUUUUUGUGGCAGGGAUCUCCCAUUCUGGUCACUUUGGUUUCAUUUUGGUCGUUUACAAAAUUAGAAGGUCAACAAUUAACAGCACCUAUUGCUUUUACUGCUAUCACUGUCUUUAAUGAGUUAAGAUUUGCUUUGAAUAUCUUACCAGAAGUUUUUAUUGAAUGGCUACAAGCUCUUAUUAGUAUUAGACGAAUUGAUGCUUACUUGAAUGAAGACGAAGUUGAACCUGUCACAAAUCAAUAUGAAGAAAACCAUCUUGAUAAUAGCAAUGCUAACGCUAUUACUAUUGGCUUUGAGCAUGCAACUGUUGGCUGGAGUCAGCAAGCAUAUACUGAUAAUGAAAAUCGGGAUGUAACAGCAGAUGGUUCCAAUAAUGGCCAAUUUAUUUUGAAAGAUUUAAACUUUACAUUUCCAAAUAAUGAACUUAGUCUAAUUAGUGGAUCUACAGGUUCAGGAAAAACUUUAAUGAUGCUAAGUUUACUAGGAGAGGCCAUUGUCCUUGAAGGUAGAACCCAUUGUCCUCGUCAAGCUGUGGCUGAUACUGUCUCUGAUGAUUUUGCUUUAUUAUCUAAAGAUAUUGAUCCGAAAGAUUGGUUAUUACCUUAUGCACUAGCCUUUGUCUCACAGACUUCAUGGCUACAGAAUGCCUCUAUUCGUGAUAAUAUUUUGUUUGGUUUGCCUUAUAUUGAAUCAAGAUAUCGUGAAACAUUAUAUGCUUGUGCUUUAGAUAAAGAUCUUAAAAUUUUAGAGGAUGGUGAUCAAACUGAAAUUGGUGAAAAAGGUAUUACACUUUCGGGUGGUCAAAAGGCACGUGUGUCUUUAGCUAGAGCUGUAUAUUCUCGCGCCCAAAAUGUGUUGAUGGAUGAUGUAUUAAGUGCUGUUGAUGCCCACACGGCUAAGCAUCUAUAUGAGAAAUGCUUAUUAGGGCCCUUAAUGAAAACCCGUACACGUAUUUUGAUUACUCAUCAUGUUAAACUUUGUGCCAAGGGUUGUGGUUAUAUUGUACAUAUUGAUAAUGGCUCUGUAGAUGUUAUAGGUACACCAAGUGAAUUACGUCAAUCUGGUAAACUUGCCUCUAUUUUUGAAAGUGAAGAAGAGGAAAUUGUCGAAGAAAUUUCAGCUGAAGAAGAGGCAAUUGAGAACACAUUACCUGCUACAGAUGAUAAUGAUGUUAAUCAAAAGAAACCACGUGUACUUGUUGAAGAAGAGACUCGUGCCUUUGGUAUGGUCAAGCUGAGACUUUAUAAAAUGUACAUUAACAUGGUAGGCAGUCCCUUUUUCUGGGCUUUUAUGGUUAUUUUGAUUAUGGGCUCUCGUGUUUUGGAUAUAACAGAAAGUUGGUGGAUCAAGAAAUGGUCUCAGUCUUAUGAAACUGAAAGCAAUGCUAUUGAUGGUGACUUUACCCUUCAACAACAAAGCAUGAUUUCACAAUCUAAACCUGUGUACGCCUAUCGAUCUUUGUCAGUCAUCAAUAACUCAAAUGACCUUGAAAUGAGUAUAAAAGAUUCAAAGGAUGAUUCUCUAAACUUUUACAUGGGAGUUUAUUGCUUAAUCACGAUGACUAAUAUUGUUGUUGGUGCUGCUCGUUUUGCCGUUCUUUAUUGGGGUGUUCUUCGAGCUAAUAAAUUACUUUAUGCCGAACUCUUGCAUCGUGUCUUCCGAGCUCCUCUUCGUUUCUUUGACACUACACCUAUCGGUCGUAUCUUGAAUCGAUUCUCUAAAGAUUUUGAGACUAUUGAUUCAAGCAUUCCUAAUGAUGUAUUGAACUUCAUUAUCCAAUGGAUAAUUGUUUUCUCAAGUAUGUUAACUGUUUCUGCUGUCCUACCUGUUUUUAUAUUUCCUAUGCUAAUCAUUGUUGUUAUUAAUAUUUGGCUGGGUAUCAUGUUUGUUUCUACUUCUCGUGAAUUGAAACGUAUGGAUUCUGUCAGUCGUUCACCUUUGUUUAGUCAUUUUACCGAAACAAUUAUUGGUGUAUCUACAAUUCGUGCCUUUGGUGCUACGCGUCAAUUUUUGCAACAGAUGUUGAAAUACAUUGAUGAUAAUGCCCGUCCUUAUUACUUUACAUGGUUAGUAAAUCGCUGGGUUAGUGUUAGAUACGCUUUUACAGGUGCCGUUAUCAACUCAUUCACUGGUGCCAUUAUCUUACUUAAUAUCGAUAGACUAGAUUCUGCUCUUGCUGGUUUCUGCCUUAGUUUCGUCUUGUUAUUUACAGAUCAGAUGUUUUGGGGUAUUCGUCGUUAUACUAGUUUAGAAAUGAGCUUUAACGCAGUAGAGCGUGUUGUCGAAUUUAUGGAAAUGAAUCAAGAAGCACCUGCUAUUACCCAAAUAAGAGCUCCUGCUGAAUGGCCUACAAGUGGCAAAAUUGAAGUCACAGAUCUGGAAAUCAGAUAUGCUGCUGAUCUUGAUCCUGUCUUGAAGGGGAUUUCAUUUUCUGUCAGGCCUCAAGAAAAAGUUGGUAUAGUUGGUAGGACAGGUAGCGGUAAAUCAACGCUUGCUUUAUCUUUCUUUAGAUUUGUUGAAGCAUCUAAGGGAGCUAUUGUUAUUGAUGGAAUUGAUAUUAGAGAUCUUGGUACAGAAGAUCUAAGAUCUAAUUUGACCAUUAUUCCUCAAGACCCUACUCUAUUCUCUGGUUCACUUCGUUCUAACAUGGAUCCUUUUGACCAAUUUACAGAUGAAAAUAUCUUUGCAGCUUUACGUCGUGUUCAUUUAUUACCUAAAGAAGGAGAUGAACGUUCAGUCACUAGCGCGACUGCUGAUUCUGAAUCAACAUUAAAUGAAGUGAAUGCUAAUGUCUUCAAGGAUUUGGAUACGCCUGUUACGGAAGGAGGUAAAAACUUUUCUCAAGGCCAAAGACAAUUACUAUGUCUUGCUCGUGCUCUUUUGAAACGCAGUCGUAUCGUACUCAUGGAUGAAGCUACUGCAAGUGUUGAUUUUGAAACUGAUAAAGCAAUUCAAAAAACAAUUUCUACUGAGUUUGCAGACUCUACUAUUUUAUGUAUUGCUCAUCGUUUACAUACUGUUAUUGAGUAUGAUCGUAUUUUGGUAUUAGAUCAAGGAAAAGUUAUAGAAUUUGAUAGCCCUUUAACAUUAAUUAAUAAUCCUGAAUCUUCCUUCUAUAAGAUGUGUCGUAAUUCGGGUGAAUUUGAUAACUUGAUGAAUUUGGCUAGAUUAAAGCAUGAAUUAGUUGACAUAUCAAAUUAAUAUCUAUAAAUAUGUAUAAUUGUAUAUAAUAUUUUAUAUUUUUACAUAAUAAAAAAAUAAAUGCUAUUAU
Messenger RNA from Cokeromyces recurvatus, 4884 nucleotides. Its product is annotated as P-loop containing nucleoside triphosphate hydrolase protein. The coding region runs from base 30 to 4814 and encodes 1594 amino acids. Gene Ontology annotation, molecular function: ATP binding; ABC-type transporter activity; ATP hydrolysis activity. The transcript is spliced from 4 exons. The record is from RefSeq and is a predicted model, not a curated record. NCBI's taxonomy places the organism in Eukaryota, Fungi, Mucoromycota, Mucoromycetes, Mucorales, Mucoraceae. Gene Ontology annotation, cellular component: membrane. Gene Ontology annotation, biological process: transmembrane transport.